Molecule: messenger RNA, 1758 nt
Organism: Pecten maximus
Lineage: Eukaryota; Metazoa; Mollusca; Bivalvia; Pectinida; Pectinidae
Product: tRNA wybutosine-synthesizing protein 3 homolog
Exons: 7
Coding region: 47-1129 (360 amino acids)
Biological process (GO): tRNA methylation
Cellular component (GO): cytoplasm
Molecular function (GO): tRNA methyltransferase activity
Source: RefSeq, a predicted model, not a curated record
GUGGAUUUCUGAACACGUUGUAAGACCAAGACGAAAACAAAACCAAAUGGACGUGCUGUUCGAUAAACAGAAGUCUUUGGCGUUAAACGGCGUAGAUCUGAGCAGGAAAGGAUCUAUAGACGAGGAAAUUGUCCCAUUAGUUCAGCACAUAAAUAAUCACGAUAACUUCUUUACAACAAGCAGCUGUUCUGGAAGAAUAAUUGUUUUUGACGAUCAUAUUGAUGAAGAAAAACCUGGUCUGAAAGUAAAAAAGAAAGGAUGCAAAUGGCUGUUUACUUCUCAUAAAGCUGCUGAGGCUGAACAAGUGAUAGAAUCUCUGAAAGAAUUAACCGGUGAUGCUGUCUUUAAGUUUGAACCAUUUGUUCUUCAUGUUCAGUGCAGGAACACAGAAUAUGCUCAAAGAACCCUAUGCUGUGCUGUGGCUUCAGGGUUCAGAAACUCAGGAAUAAGCCUAGGCAACAAGGGAAAAAUUAUAGUGGGCGUUAGAAGUACACAUGGACUAGAAGCACCUCUCUCUAAGGAUGGCAGUCUCUUGGUUUCCAUGGAGUUCAUAAGAUUUUUGACAAAGUCAGCAAAUAAGAAACUGGAGGAAAAUUUUCUGAGAAUCCAGAAAUUUUUUGAAAAUAUGAAGAAAGUUGAUUUUAUGGAGAAUAAGCUUGCAAGAAGGGAGAGAAAACGAAAGGAUAAGAAGGUGUCAGGCGACCAUGAUGUUGAUCCAGUCAAGAGUAGGAAUGGUAGUACAAGGAGUGGUGACCAGGGGACUCGCGAUGGCAAUGGUGUACCAUCCGGUGUACCAUCAGGUGUACCAUCAGUACCAUCAGUACCGUCGGGUGUACCCUCAAGUCUAGCUUUACAGAUCAGACAAUACUCUCCCAGAAAGGUUGGUACCAAAGGUCCUGGAACAGCUGGUAAGGAUGAUGAUGUGAGGGGUAAAUGUGAGGCUGUAUCUGAUGAAGACAGUAGCAGUGGAACUCCUGUUAAUGAGGAUACUUCUAGUAGUGUGAGCAGUAAUGGGUUUGAUCAGGACAGGCACAGCCAAGGUGGACAAAUCAGUCCAGAGUGUCAGGACACUGUGGACACAGUCCGAGGAGACAUAGAUAUGUGUUUGCUGUUUAAGGAUGUGACCUGAUAUAGAUAUAUAGAUGGAUGCUGCAGAUACCCAACUGUGAUGACAUUGUAGGUCUGGGCUGCCGAGCCCAUUCUAUGGACCAUGAGGUCUGUGAUAUGAUGAUUGAUUAGGACAGAUUGUGUAUUGGUUUUGAUUGAAGUAGGGAGAUUAUGUAUUGGUAUUGAAGCAGUACAAUUUCAUUGUUGAUUAAAAAUUACUGUUAUAGUAGAAUAGUACAGUCGUCUUCCGCUGUUUGGACUUUUAGCUUCUUUACCAUAAAAACAUUUUAAUAACCUUUCUGACUUUAUAAAGAAAUUUAUUACACAUUAUUAUGAAUUCAUUUCAUCUUCUUUUUUUAUUUUCGGGAUAAAUGAAAACUAUUGUAUAAUACCUUACUGUGUCACUUUAAAGCUACAGUGUACAAAAGUUGUUUAUGUGAAACAUGCAUGUGGUAUGUAUGAUGUGAAACAUCGGAUAUGAUGAAAUAUGUAAGGACAGUAUCAAAUCAUGUGUGUGUGGUUAAAGGGAAACUUUACAAAAAUAUCUAUAGGUGUAAGUCUGACACUUGUGUACAUGUAUGGUAGGAUGUACAUGUGUUAAUGUGUGGAUCCUGAUUCAUAAACAGUAGUAGUCAUACUACUAUAUACAUA